AAUUCCAUGUGGAGCUGUGUGGAAAAAGUUUAACGUUACAUGCCAGGAGCAGUGCGAGCCAUGGCGAGCUGAGCGGGCACAGUGGGGCAGUGACAGAGAAGACGAUCAUGUCCAGGAGCUGAAUGUUCGCACAGGAACUACUUGACGGAAUGCGGGGGUAUGCGAGUUAGCUGUCCUACUUCAGGGCUGUCAUCAGCUCGUGUGCUCUGGCAGCUUGUUUACUGCCUCAAAAGCUCCACCCCUUGGAUUGAAGGUUGUGUAGGUGACGAGCAGAAAGCUAGAGGAGGAGAUGCAGCGUGUGCUAUAUCCUGCAGCUGUCCAGCUGCGCUUUGUCUGCCUGGAUGUGAACGUGAGGGAGCUGCCCGUUAGUGGGCAAGUCAUACGCAUAAACCAUUUCACUGUACGCUGCUUCAGCUCCUCUGCUAUCGCCAGGGGCAACGAGUUCCCAAAGACAGCCCCUGAGACUAAAACGCCAACAAAGGGGACAGAGCAUGCGACUGAUGUGCCAUCAGGUGCUCCAAAACAGCUUGAUGUUGAUCCCCUGCAGGACAAAUCUAUUGGCCUCUACCAGAGGUUCAAGAAGACGUUUAAGCAGUACGGCAAAGUCAUGGUGCCUGUACAUCUGGUCACCUCUACUGUGUGGUUUGGCGCAUUUUACUACGCUGCAAUGAAAGGGGUGAACUUGGUCCCGUUUCUGGAGUACAUUGGAUUACCUGACAAAGUGGUGGGCAUUCUGCGAGACUCACAGGGUGGAUAUGCACUAACGGCCUACGCCAUGUACAAGCUUGCUACACCAGCCAGGUACACAGUGACUCUGGGUGGCACAUCUCUGUCAGUGCAGUAUCUCCGGAGGCACGGCUACUUCUCCACCCCCCCUCCAGUCAAAGAGUAUCUGCAAGACAAAAUGGAGGAGACCAGGGAGAGACUCUCCGAAAAGAUGGAGGAGACGAAAGAACGGUUUUCUGAGAAAAUGGAAGAAACCAAAGAGCUCCUCUCAGGUCGAAUGGAAGAGACUAAAGAGCGCUUCACUGAGAAAAUGGAGGAGACGAAAGACAAGCUCUCGGACAAACUGCAGGAGACGAAAGACAAAGUGUCUUUCCGGAAGAAAAUGGAAUAAUGGUGGUGCGCUUACAGUGAGCUCUAAGCAGCAGUCAUGCAUUGUGACCAGGCAGCUGCCGGAGAGAUGAGGAAAUAUGCAGGCUAGCAGAAUUGUAGGAAUUUAUAAAUAUUUGCAUACAGUAUAAAUAUUUCAGAAGUCUGCCUCUGAAACGUUGCUCUAACUGGAAAUUUAUUAGAACCUGAGGUCCUGAAUUCUCAUCCACUUAUGACUUUAGUGUCUUCAUAAGACCCAGAUGUACUGAGUAUCAGUAUCUGUCUGGUACACAGACAAGUCUGUUUACACAAUACCUUGAUCCAGUUUAAAAGGGGAGUCAGUCAGAAAAGGGGCCACAUUAACAUUUGGAAUUACUUUGUUUACAUCUUGGCUGUCACAACACAAGUGAGUUGUGUGUCUACACAGUAGAGUGGAAUAAAUAAAUUACUACUGCAUCAGUAGCACAGGGAGGUAGUUUUCAUGCAUCUUUUACUGGAACUUUUUAAACUGUACAAAAAAAAAAAAUCUAAGAAUAUUUGACUUCUCAAACUGAUAUGAAACAUGGCCUAUUGACUUGUUUUGAAUGUAGUAUUAUAAAAGGUGUGGUUGAUAUGAAACUUGAAAUAGCUUUUGUCAUUAGAAAUUAUAAAGGUUUUCAAAUUUAGGCUUGUUUUAGUAGAUUAAAGUGUGAUUGUAUUUCUUUCUGACUGCUCUGUCAAUAUAUCUUACUAUACCUUACUGUUUUUAGCAGUUUUUUUUUGUAAAUUCUGUCAGGAAUGAUUAAAUUAAUUUGAUUAAAGCCAUGCUAAUCUGUCUGUAUAUAUGCUCACUGAGCACUUUAUUAGGAACACUAUACUAAUACUAGGAAGGCCACUGAAGAAAAUUGAACCCAUUGUUAUGUCAUGAAACCAGACUGAGAUGACAUUUUGUGACGUGCUGCAUUAUCAUGCUGGAAGCAGCCGUUAAAAGACCACCUCCACCAGCCUGGACUGUUGACACAAGGCAGGUUGGGUCAAUGAAUUCAUGCUGCAACAAAUCAUCAGUCUACGUAGACUUUACCAUCUGUGUAGGCUACAUUUUUCAGUCUUCAACUGUCCAGUUUCGGUGAGCUUCUGUUUUUGGCUGACAGAAGUGGAACCCGACAUCUGUUGUAGCCCAUCCACCUCAAGGUACAAUGUGUUGUACAUUCUGAGAUGCUUUUCUGCUCAUCGCAGUCAUGCUUUUGUGAGUUAUCAUAGCCUUCCUGUCAGCUUGAACCAGCCUGGUCAUUCUCUGUUGACCUCUUUCAUCAACAAGCUUAAUAACUCUACAGACUGUUGUGCAUUAAAAAUCUGAGAUCACCAGUUACACAAUUACUGAAACCAGCCCAUCUGGCAUCAAGAAUCAUGGCACAGUCAAAACCACUUUUUUUCCUCAUUCUGAUGGUUGAUAUGAACAUUACCCAAAGCUGCUGACCUGUAUCUGCAUGCUUUUAUUCACUUCGCCUCUGCCACACGAUUGGCUGAUUAGAUAAUUGCAUGAAUGAGUAGGUGUACAGGUGUUCCUAAUAAAGUGCUCAGUAAGGGGAGAGAGUUAGCAAUCUGUAGGUGAACAAAAAUGGAGACCUAAUUUGCACUUCCUUUAAAGGGGAUGUCAACUUAAUUUUCAUAAUUUUUGUAAAAUUAAAAAAAAAAAGUAAAGUCACAGUCAAUGACAAAAUCAGAGUGGUUUGAUAUGAAGUGCUGCAUUGUACAGAAACUUACCGAAUCAGAAGUGUUUACAGCAGUGGUCAAGGGAACCAGACACCCAAACAAUUUAAGGCUUCUAAAAGAUACACCACAAAAAGCUAUUACACCACACAAGAAUACCCUGCCUGAUGCUUGAGAGAGAAAAUAUGUAUUUGUAAAAUCCAGAGGGGUACAUGAAGGGCAUUAUAAGGCAAAACAUUCCCCAAAGACAUGUGGUUUUUUCCUCCCUCAUAUUUGCCAUUAUUUUAUCAUUAUCAACAAUACAUAUAAAACUCUGAGACAUGAUGUCAUAUAUUCACAUAUACAUACACACACACACACACACACACGUCAGUAUUUGCAGUCCACUACUAUUAACACUGUAAACAUCUGAGCUGGUAAGUUUAAUAUCAAACCUGAAUGUUUCCAUUUUUAUCUGAAGGACUGAACUAUGAAAUUUUGAAAAAUCAUGGGAUUUCCCCUUGGCAUGUGGACUGUAUUUAUUUGUAAAGACUGCUGAAGGAAUAAAGUACAGUAUUCAUCAUGA
This is a messenger RNA of Pygocentrus nattereri (red-bellied piranha), 3346 nucleotides long. It is a transcript of the gene mims1b, whose product is annotated as family with sequence similarity 210 member Ab. Gene Ontology annotation, cellular component: mitochondrion. Bases 290 to 1117 code for a protein of 275 amino acids. The transcript has 5 exons. The record is from RefSeq and is a predicted model, not a curated record. Lineage: Eukaryota; Metazoa; Chordata; Actinopteri; Characiformes; Serrasalmidae.